Biomphalaria glabrata is the source of this 6579-nucleotide messenger RNA. RefSeq names its product TLC domain-containing protein 2-like. Gene Ontology annotation, biological process: plasma membrane organization; regulation of membrane lipid distribution; phospholipid homeostasis. The transcript is spliced from 4 exons. NCBI's taxonomy places the organism in Eukaryota, Metazoa, Mollusca, Gastropoda, Planorbidae. The coding region runs from base 154 to 990 and encodes 278 amino acids. The record is from RefSeq and is a predicted model, not a curated record. Gene Ontology annotation, cellular component: plasma membrane.
AGCAACUGGCUAUACGGGCGUAACUUCCGCAUAGUGUAGAGUGUCUAGGCUUUGAUGUAACCAGAUCUAGGUCUACAUCUAGUUUAGUUAGCUAGGGGGAACAUCAAGAAAAAAAAUUGAUCUAGAUUCUAAUUGAAUUAAUGAUUUUUUAAAAUGCUUGGCCUCUAUUUUGGGGAAGAUUCAGCAUAUAGCCAUAUGCGAGAUAACAUAGACUGGAAAUGUGGUUUUCUAAUGUUUCUUUUUUCCUUAGCAUUUUUUUACUUAGUAAACAUACUGGUAAAAAAUCGAACUCAACACAAAUUGCCCCUUGCAGAAGAGUGGAAGUGGAGAAACGUUUAUGUCUCUUGGGUACACUCGUUGAUUAGUGCAACUUGGACACUGCUUUGUGUGGUGAUCUAUCCAGAACUAUUUCAUGGCCUCAUUUAUCACAUCAACUACUUCACCUAUCUGUGUAUUACUUUUGCAACAGGUUACUUUGUAUAUGACUUUCUGGACCUGUGCUUUGAAGGAAAGGUUUUGACAUUGUGGGAGUUAACAGCUCACCAUAUUGCAGUUGUCAGCAUGUUUAUCUAUAACGUGGUCACAAAAGCACAGAUUGGAUUUAGUCUCAUUGCCCUAAGUGUAGAGGUCAACUCUGUCUUCUUGCAUUGGAGAAAACUCCUACAGAUGGAGAAGACCCCCUUUAGCUCUAAGCAUUAUGUCAUUAUCAAGUACUUGAAUCUAGCUACAUUUAUAGUUUUCAGAGGAGGUCCUCUUACGAUUAUCACAGUUUCUUUGUUCACUCUACAUGAGCAUGUCUCACUUGUUUAUCUGGUGUGUGUGAGCAUCAGUAUGGUUGUCAUGGACAUCAUCAAUAUUGUGUUGUUGUAUCGCUUCAUCAAGAGUGAUAUCCUUCGAGAUUUGAGACCCGGAACCAAAAAGUCAUCAAGGGCAAAACACCUGAAUGACAGAAAUGGAAAUGUUAUGGACCUUGAGCAUGAUUCAAACUGAUUCCAGUUAGUUAGCACUAGGUGAUUAUAUCUUUUUGGGAAAUAUUCUGAGCUUGAGACUUUUGUCAAAAGUAUUUUCUACAUGUUUGUGCCUUUGAAUAGUCAGUCAUUGUAAGGUAAGCAUUAAUUUGUCCCCCUCCUCUCCCCAUAAAGGCAAAUAUCUUUAUUAUGAAUAAGCUCUACAAAUCUAUAGUUUAAACAAUUUAUUAUUGUAUUGUUGUAUAUUAGGUUCUGCUUAUCAGUUUUUUAAAUGUAUAUUCUAUGCUCAUACUGCUGCAUUCACCAGAUAAGCAAUAUGUGUAUUUCAUUAUUUAAGGUGGUGGCUAAGAAUUAUACACUAUAUUGUUUACCCUGUGCUAACACAUAUUUUUCUUGUAAUUGUCUUAGGUUGUGUUUAAAGAGAAAAAAAAAGUGCAAAAAAAAAUUUAAAUUCUUGAAGCAAUUUAAUUUGCUUACUUUAUGAAAGGUACAUUGUUUGUGUAUCAGUAUUUUGAUCAUCAGAAAGAUAGAAAAGGACACUUCGCACUAUUUAAAUUAAGAAUACUGUUUAAUUUUUUUUUUCUCUUUGGAAUAUUGGAAACCUACUGUUUCAAUGAAUAUGGCCAUAAAUUGUAUGGUAGUAAAAAAAUGCAAUGUAAAUAUUUUACAUAUUCAUUCUUUUCUCCUUUUAUUUUUUCUAAAAGUUUUGAUGUUGUACCAUGGUGCUAAAAAUAUAUUCUCGGUAGUCAAUUGCUUUGAAAAUUUUGAAAGUUUUUAAUAGAAGAUAAUUUUUAUUUUACCUAAAGUAAGUUUAUCAUUAUCAGAAUUUUUUUUUUUAACUUUUAUGGGUUGGAUCACAUUCUGUUUUAAAUAUAUAAUUUUAUUCUCUCUGGAUUUGGGCUGCAGUAGAAUGACUUUUUAAUGAUUGCUAAUUCUAAUGCUAAAUUGAUCAAGCAGAGGAAAAAGAAAAAAACAACAAUGGCUGCAGCACAUGUGGCUGGCCAUAUGUGAGUAUUUUAGUUUCAGUUGAAGAUAUCUUGUAACAGUAUCAGAAUAAUUGGAGAUUUAUUAAUUACUUUAUUGGCUUAGAAUCUUUUGAGAUCCUCAUUCUUCAAUAUAAAAUACAAACAUCUAUUAAUGAUGUUAAAAUAUUCAUUUUUUUAAAUUCCUCCCACCCCCAAAGGGAUUUUUUUGUAUUUUAAACAAAAAUGUGCAUACAUAAACAUCUGUUGUUCAACUGUGGUCAGUGAGUAAUGAAGAAUAAGAAUACACUUCAACAAUGUUCAAAUGUUUUCUUUGAAGAUUGCAUUUAUUGUAUGGUACUCCAAAAGCAAGCAAGACAAAGUACAAUAUUCUCUCUUUAAGUUAGUAAGGUUUUUUUGUUGUUUUUUUAAAUACUAGCUUGUUGAAAAAUAAAUAAAAAUAAAUAAAUAUAUAUUUAUAUAAAUUGCCUGAUAAAUUUGAUGAAAUCUAUCCACUCAUCUUUCUUCUAUACGUCUCUUGAAGUGUACAGAUACUGGGGUUUAUUAUUAAGGAUUAGGUGUUUUAUACAAUUCUUUUAUCUCUUAUUAUUGAAGACAUUGUUAUUGUAUAAUUCAAGAUCCAAUUAAGUUAAUGUUUUUUUUUUUGUUUUUUGUCACUGAGAUGGAGCAUAUUAUGUUACAAUUGUAAUUCAAUUCUUCUGUCUAAAUUAGCUUUAAAAGCAAAAAUGUUUAUUUGUACUUUCUAAUAAUGAUGAUAUUAUACAUUGGAAAAAUAUAUGGCCACCCUGUCUGAUGGUUUAUGUAAACAUAAACUUAUGAAGACCUACAUCUUAAUAAACAAAAACAUUACUUUUACUAAGUAUUUGUAACUGGCCAGGUUUUUUUUUCUGGAUAACUUCCAUAUCAUGAGAAUAUUGUUAAUGUUUGUAUAUAAUUUUUUUUUUAUUCGUCAUUAAUCUUUGUACUCAAAGACAGGCCUUAUUAUACUUUAUUUUUAUAUCUUAUACAGUCAGUACCUGUGAUUGCUAUUUUGUUUUACCUUCCCCCCAAAAACUAAUCUCAAAUGAUUUACUUUAAACAGGCAGCUCAUGAAAAUAUCUGGCUAUUGUAUAUAAGCCAGUCGUCCUUUUAAUUUAUCUCAUGAUUAUCUAAUUUUUAAUAUCAUCUGUGUCAGAUAUAAUAUAUAAGUACUAUAUAACUUAAAUAUUUGCCUUAAAUGUUUGAAAACUCUGUUCUGGCAUUCGUAGAUUGGAUACAGUUUUCAGGUUAAAAACACUUUUUGAUUGUGGUGUUGUUAAUUUUUUAAAAUUGUCUGCUCUUAUGAGAUUGUCUAAGAUAUGAAAUAUGUUGUUUUUUUCUCAUUUAUAACUGUAAGCAUAGGAAAUAGAUGCUUUGUAUGCCUGUACAUUUUGUUUUUUCUAAUAGGAUGAGGGCUCUGCUUACUGUUGUUUGAGAUGUAAUUAUAUAUACACAAAUAUGCGACAUUCACUGAAUACUACUCAAAAUUAUACCCUUUAGGUAAAGGUAACUUAAAACAUUUAGGGUACUAGGUCAAAUAAUGAUGAAACAACAAUUCCACAAAACCUCCUUAUGCCUUGCUAGAUAAAUUAUCAGAUGUAAUUAUAUAUAUAUUUACAAAUAUACCACAACCACUAAAUACUACUCAAAAUUGUACCCUUAGGGUAAAGCUAACUUAAAAUAUUUAGGGGACUAUGUCAACUAAUGAUAAAACAACCAUUCCAUAAAAACCUGCUUAUGCCUUGCUAGAUAAAUUAUCUCAUUCUUUUUAAUUAUGCUUUUUUCCCCAUGGGAUUUUUAAAAAUGUGUAUUUUCAAAUCUCUCUCUAUUUUGUGACAAGUUUGACUGUAACUUUUAUGAUUUACUCUCUAGCUAGACAUUUGGUUUGCAUACUUUCUUUUCUCAUUCAUUUAGCCCUACUCAUUGGUUUCUAAUAAAACUGAAAGACUGACAUUUGCUAAGAAAUUGUUAUUGGUAUUAAUAUAAUAUAUACAACAAAGCUAUAUAAUACAUACAUAAAUAUAUAUAUAUAGAUAGAUAUAAAUAUAUAAUAUCCCUUUACAGCAUUCCUGUUAUUUUUGUUCUUUAACAUAUCUUCCUUGCCAUUUUUUUGUGCCCUAAAUUGACUCCAGUUUUUUUUUUUAAUUUAGUUUGCAACAUCAGCACAUUGUUUUUAAGAUUUAAAUUUGUUUCUUACGUUUAGUGACCUAGUAAAUUGUUUUUGAAUCAGCCAUUCUUGGAAAACAUCAGUGUCUAUGAAUAGAUUGGACUUUUUAAUUAAUCUUUCAUCAGUUGGAAAUACACAAUAUUUUUUUUAUGUUAUGACAAGCUACUGUAUUCACUAAAGAUGCUUUACUUUCUUAAAUUGUUGUAAUCUUUUUUUUUUUAAAGAGACGUUUACAUUUUUAAUUUGCCUACUUCAUUUGAAACUAGGCAAAAAAAAUGACUUGGAGGAAAUAAAAGUGUUGUUUAUUUUCUUUUAGUAAGUUGUCCAAAACAUUAUUUCUAGAAUGAUUGUUUGCAUAGUUAGUUACCCCCCACCCCUUUCCUUUCCCUAAUACCUGUGAUAUGAAGUUGAACUUUUGUUUUCAGCUCUACAAGCAAAGGAAGUCUCAGAUGAAGUAAAGAGUGAUGUAUCUGAGAUCUAGAUAUUUGUUUCCAUGACCAAAUUGCAUAACAAAUCUAACUAAGAUCUUCAUAUGAAUUACAUUUUAAUUUCUGUAACUUUUUUUUUUUCCAUGCAUUAACUAUUUUUUUGCUUUACAUGAAAAAUAUGUUUUCCAAGAAGGCAUUAGCAAUUUUAUAUAUAUAUAUAUAUAUAAUUUUUUAAGUUUAUAUAAAAUGUUAAGUUUUUUAUGUUUGGUUGAAGGAUUGGCCCAGUAAUACAACAAUAUGUGUAGAUCAAGAUUUGUAAUCAGAAGAUGUGAUAAAUAGUUUUCAAAUUUUACCCAUCAUUAUAACUGGACCAUCUGUCAGUUUUCAAAUUUUACCAAUCAUUAUAACUGGACCAUCUGUCAGAACUAUCUUCCUUGCUUAAAGGAAUUUUGAGAUUGACCUAAUAUACUGUGUUAGCUACAAAUCAAAAUCUGUUUUAAAUUGAAUGAUGUUUUAUUAAAUCACCCAGUGGUUUGUUCUGAUCUCUGCUCACUAUUUUUAUAACAUGUUUGUACAGAUACUGUUAUUAUUAUGAAACUGCCAUAGUAUAAUGGAUCUAGAUAGCUGUGACCCCCCGUAAAAGUUUUAUAGCAAACUUAUAUUUUACUUGCAGGGAGUUGAAGAUAAUUUACUUCCUAGUCCAAACAGCCCACAGGACUACGGGGGAUGGGAGCGGGCAGGGUUUGAACCCAGGACCAAUGUAAGUCUGAACAACACAGUCUAUCGCAUAAACCAAUUAUUGUGUUCUUUUAAUAUGAAGCUUCAUAGCAACAGGACGUGGUCCAGAUUUACUAAUCAUUUACUUCUCCUGGACAACAAUGUCUUCAAAGAUUUUAGGACAUUUCUAAUAGCCCUACCGUAUCCCCUCUGACAGGCAACAAACUUGGUAUGCAUGACCUGCACUGGGGAGGAGUUAAUCUAAUUGAAAUCCAGAAAUGGGCAGUGAGGGUUACACCUUGGUUUGGAGUGUAUUGUGUAUUUUUUGUACUUUACUUUAAUAACAUUUUGAGAGUUUUGCAUCACGGAUGUAAAACUCAUCACAAGAACCCUGAAAUUAAAAAAAAAAAAUAUUUUCUAUAUAUAUUAAUAUAGUAUACCGGUACGUAUAUCUUUUUUUUUUACAUUCCUCUUCUGUAUACUUGUCACUAACAUAGUAACAUAUUUCCUUUAUGAUUACAUUUUCAUUCUGUUUAUGUGCUCUUAGUGGCUUCCCUUUCCUCUGAAUAGCUUCCCUUUAAUUUCUGCUGUUAAUAAGCCACACACAGCAAUUUGAUAGAACUUAUUCCCUUGCCACAGUCAAGUAAAUAUGAGUUAGUUUUCUGUAUAGGUCUGGGGGUAUAAAAGCUAGGUUGUAUUCUACAAAUAUCUUUUAAUAUUUAUUAUAUUUUUAUAUUAUUAAUGUUAAUACUAAAAGUCAUUUAAGACAAAGUUGCAUUAUUUGUUUUUUCUUUUCCUGAGGACCAGAUGAAAAUAAUUCUAUUAUACAUGAUGUAUCAAUGCAAUCCAAGAAUUUUUUUCAUAUUUAUCCUUUUUUUUUUCUUUUUAAAUAAUCUUCUUAUGUAAUAUAGUUCUUUUUUUUAUUUCCAAUUUUAUUUUUUUUUUUUUAUAUUAAUAAUUUAAACAAAUGGAGCAUUGACCAAAUAUAUGUAUUCUGCAUCUGUGUAUUCGCAGUUCUAAAUCUAUUAAUAGCUCGAAAUUCAAAACCUUUGUCAAUGUGCUCAAGUAGUAUUUAUUUUUCUUUAUAAACAACUCUUUUUAAACUGUAGGCUAUGAUAGUCUGUGUGAAUAAUUGUGACAUGUUACUGGAUGGCGUAUAUUCAAAAACAUCUUUACUAUUUUUUAUUUUGUUUGUUUUAAAAUACUUGUGCCUUUUUCGCUAGAUGUUUGCUAUUUUUAUAUUAUUUCUUUUGCAAACAUAUACACGUUUUGUUUAUACCAAUAUACAAUGUACUAUC